CCCGCCGCCGGAUGUCGCCGGGAGGGCUCCUGACCGGAGAGGCGCGUCCCUGUCGGAGCGCGGUGCCGGGCUCCUCGCUGCAGCCCUUGCCCCUCUCGUCCGCCUCCUCCUGCUCCUUUCCCCGCUGUCCAUUGCCCUGCCUCUUCCCGCCCGCCGGCCCCGGCUGUGGCUGACAGGAUAUGUAACAUGACUCUGAUAUUCUGGACAGUUUAUCAUAGGAGCCUCUGUGAAGCUGUUUUUUUGAAGUAAUGCCAAUAGAAAGUGGAAGUUGUGCAUCUGCUCGGCAAGCAAAGCAGAAACGUAAAUCUCACAGCCUUUCCAUCCGAAGAACCAACAGUUCCGAGCAAGAACGGGCAGGACUGCAGAGAGACAUGUUGGAAGGGCAGGAUUCUAAACUACCAUCCUCUGUACGCAAUACACUCCUUGAACUUUUUGGACAAAUAGAACGGGAGUUUGAAAACCUGUACAUUGAAAAUUUAGAAUUACGUAGAGAGAUUGAUACACUGAAUGAACGUUUAGCAGCUGAAGGACAGACAAUUGAUGGAGCUGAACUGAGCAAAGGACAACUGAAAACAAAAGCCAGUCAUAGUACCAGUCAGCUUUCUCAGAAAUUAAAGACAACUUACAAGGCAUCUACUAGCAAGAUUGUAUCCAGUUUUAAAACUACAACAUCAAGGGCAAUCUGUCAGCUGGUAAAGGAAUAUGUUGGCCACAGGGAUGGUAUUUGGGAUGUCAGUGUCGCAAAAACUCAACCAGUGGUGUUGGGAACUGCAUCUGCUGAUCACACUGCUUUGCUGUGGAGCAUAGAAACAGGGAAGUGCCUUGCCAAGUAUGUAGGGCAUGUUGGAUCAGUUAAUUCCAUCAAGUUUCAUCCAACUGAGCAAGUGGCUCUUACAGCAUCUGGAGACCAGACAGCUCACAUCUGGAGGUACAUAGUACAGUUGCCUACACCUCAGCCAACUGCAGACUGCAAUCAAAUUUCUGGAGAAGAUGAAGUUGAGGUCUCAGAUAAAGAUGAACCUGAUGGAGAUGGAGAUGGUUCUAGUGACUGUCCCACUGUCAGAGGCCCAUUAACUUCACUCAAAAGCCACCAAGGAGUGGUCAUAGCAGCUGACUGGCUUGUUGGGGGGAAGCAAGCAGUGACAGCAUCAUGGGAUAGGACAGCCAAUCUGUAUGAUGUAGAGACUUCUGAACUUGUCCAUUCUCUUACAGGGCAUGACCAGGAGCUGACACAUUGUUGUACACAUCCCACCCAGCGUCUUGUGGUGACAUCGUCACGCGAUACAACCUUCCGUCUGUGGGAUUUCAGAGAUCCUUCUAUCCAUUCUGUGAAUGUCUUUCAGGGCCACACAGACACUGUGACAUCUGCAGUUUUCACCGUGGGAGACAACGUUGUUUCUGGAAGUGAUGACCGUACUGUAAAAGUUUGGGAUUUGAAAAACAUGAGGUCUCCUAUUGCAACAAUCCGUACAGAUUCUGCAGUCAACAGGAUUAAUGUGUGUGUUGGCCAAAGAAUCAUUGCCCUCCCACAUGACAACCGCCAGGUGAGAUUAUUUGACAUGUCAGGAGUGCGGUUAGCGCGUCUCCCCCGCAGCAACAGACAGGGCCACAGAAGAAUGGUGUGCUGCUCAGCCUGGUGUGAGGACCAUCCAAUAUGUAACCUCUUCACCUGUGGGUUUGAUCGUCAGGCUAUUGGCUGGAACAUCAACAUUCCUGCUUUGUUACAAGAAAAAUGAGAUGCUGGAAGGAUUUGUGUGUUUCCAUGGACUUCUACACUUUUGCAGACCUUUCUGAGUACUGGUCUGCUGUUGCUGUAAAAGCUCUUUCUUAAGUGGAGACUUUAGCAGAUGUUGUUCUUGUUACCGCCUUGUGCAGAGUUUGCAUGAAUUGUACAGAAAAUGUGAUUUUUUUUUAAUUAGUUUGUCUUGUGUAAACUUUUAUAUUUUGGCAUCCACUGGUUUAUAUGUUUACUGUUGCAUAGAGCACAUAAAUGUUCAUAAGUUAUUUAGCAUUUAAUAGUUACACAGUAGGGCAUUAUGUUUGUGACUAAAUGUGAAACUUUUGUAAUUAAUGUAGAGAGUGUAUAGCAGUCUGUUACAUUUUCCCAUGGCUUUACAUAUCUGCCUUGUGAUAAAAAGAAUCUGCAGGGCUAAAACUUUGAAAUGAAGUGUGAAUUUCACUAGUUGUAUGAUUGUAAACAUUUUCCUGUUUGCACCUGAUUUGGAAUACUUCUUUUAGGGCUUCAGGAUAGUGCAACUUCAACUCCAUUUUUAUUCCAGCUCCUGGAGAAAUAGUAGAUUUGAGAAAGGAAAUGUAAGCAACCUGUAGUGAGUAUAGACUAACAGGUUUAUUUGAAAUUUUUUUUAUUCUUUUUGUUUUAAAAAGAAAAAUACUUAUUCUGCCCUUCUUUUAUAGAGUGAUUCUAAAAUAAUGACAUUUCAUACUAGCAAAUUCCAGAAUAUUACAAUUCUAGUUGCUGAAAACUAGUCAAGCAAAUUUUGAAGCACUUUAGUUUAUAGCUAUUGUUAUAAACCAUUUAUGAAAGUUUAACUUUACCAGUGAAUGUGAGCUGACCUUUGUAAGGAUUGCAUCUUUUAUGGUGAUCUGCCCAGAAAGGAAAUAGUUUUUUGGGGGUGGUUGUUUUAUAUUUUUUGUUUGGGUUUUUUUGGCUUUUUUUUCCUAUACUAUAGCUAUUUCAAGCAUACUUUUUAUUGUGUUCUCUUCCCGUAUUUUUAUUUUGAUCCAGCAAUACAAAGUAAAUGAGUACUACCUCAAAAGUAAGUGUUGGUCAAGAUACAUUGAAUCACUCUGUAGCCUAGAAAAAAAGCACUUUUGAUCUCUGGCUGAAGUACUAUCUCUGACACAAGAGGCAAGACAAUCAUACUAAAUGUGAUCCUUAAGAUAAUUAACACUUAAAGGUAAUGGAGCAAUAUGCUAAGUAAACAUCAUUUGUCACCUUUCUGGUCUCAGCCAUGGCAAGGCUGCUGCAGUCCUUAUUCUGUUGCAAAAGGGAGUACUUAACAUAGGUCUCCCUUCUUUCUCCCUAGUGAUCCUAUUCUGGUUUUACUCCUCAUUGUGCUGAACCUUUUUUGCACUGGCAAAGUGGUGUCACACCUCAGCUGUUGAUUAUGGAAGUAAAUGCAGGUGGCAGCUGACAUCUUCAAAAGAACAGAAAGGCUGCUUCAGGCAGACACUUCUUUUUAGCUAAAGGGAGAUGCUUUCCCAUAACUGUCUGACAUAUCACAGUGCAAGACAAAGGGUGACAGUACGUCAGGGGUGGACUCUUACAAUGGGAAUAAUGGAAUUUGUGGUGGGUUGGCAUGGGUAAGUAUAAGGAACUUUUUAGCUCUUGAUUGUGUGAAGCUGUAGCUGUGCUCAUGUCCUCUACAGCACUGUUUAUAACAACAUUAAGGCAGAUGCAUCAGAUGGUUCUCCUGUUAACUAAAGUACUAACAUAUAAUGGCACUGGAGUGCAAUGGGAUGGGAUGGUGAAUGUGUCAUUGAUUAUGGGAAAGCUGGGGUCCUAGGAAUGGGUUUGGAUCAUGAUAUUGAGAAAGCUCAAGGUAUUUAAUGGAGAGCAAAUGUAGUAUCUUUAGAGUACAGGUCAUUAUUGUUUUCUCAUUGGGGUUUUGUUUGUUUUUUUAAGAUACAAGAUUUAUACAGAAUUAUGUUAAAAUACCAAAACUAGUGAGGUUGGAGAGAGAUGCUGCAGAGUUUUAAGUCUUCUGAUAACAAUGAGUAAAUGAUGAUGUCAAAGAUUUUUUUCAUGUAGUUUUCCUGGUUUUUUAACUCAUGGGUAAAGGCAUUUGAUGUUGGGUUGCAAGUCUUAUUAUUUAAGAAAAGGGCUCACUCUUAGUUGGUAGCAGAACUUUACACAGAUUGAUGCUGUUUAAAAAACAGAAAAUUGUUUCUCCAGCCCAUAGAGCACUUUUUCCAGUAUGGCCUGCAUGUAGUAUCUUGAGCAAUGACUGUCCUUUUAUUACCUGAGGGGUGAGGGUCACUGGUUUUGGUCCUGCUAAAUUGUCUGUAUAAGCUUCUCUAAUACAAAUUUAAUACAGGACCAUUAAACUCUAUGCAGCUUAAUCAUCAUUGCAGCAAACUUUUUAUAUCACCAGAGGGACCAUCCUCUGGCACCAGGAAUGGGAUGAUGAUACACUUUCACUUUGAAAAAAAAAAAUCAACUAAGCAAGGUGCUAGAGUCAUGUUCUUAUGAGCAGGCUAAUACUUAAAUCAGCUAAACACUUCCCUGUCACUUAGCUUAAUUUUAUGUACUGUACUGAAGGUUAAGCUGAGGCUGCCAUUCCCCUGAAGCAAAUCAUACAUGAGCGAUGGUAGGGAAUAAUACCACAAUGACUAUAUAUGUAGGAAACAUUUCAUGGCUUUGGAUGUUCUGAAAAGUGUUUUUCAGCACUAAGCAAUGUCCAGCAUUUCAUAAAAUGGAGCAGAGUUGCAGUUACAGUUUCAGUAUUGUGUGGAAUUUCACAGAAGCAAAAUGAAGCUGUUAUGUCUUUCAGGCAAUGUAUGUCAGUUUUCACAAAGUUUGUGUAUACUUUAUAAUCAGAUCUGGAAUGAAACAUCUUAUUUGUUGCCUAAAUCUGUGAAAACCACCUUUUUUGGAAAAAGAAUUUAUAAGUUAUGUGGAACCACUUUUUAUUAUUCUCCUAAUUUGUUUUUAGAUGUAAAAUGUUUUUUUUCUUCAUUAUGAUUCAAAAUGCAUUAAAACAUUCAAUUUUUUUGCAA
Messenger RNA from Calypte anna (Anna's hummingbird), 4740 nucleotides. It is a transcript of the gene WDR37, whose product is annotated as WD repeat domain 37. The record is from RefSeq and is a predicted model, not a curated record. NCBI's taxonomy places the organism in Eukaryota, Metazoa, Chordata, Aves, Apodiformes, Trochilidae. The coding region runs from base 249 to 1736 and encodes 495 amino acids. Gene Ontology annotation, molecular function: protein binding. The transcript is spliced from 15 exons. Gene Ontology annotation, cellular component: preribosome, large subunit precursor.